UGCGGGCCUUUGCAGCGACUCAGUUGCUCGUCGAGAUGAUUAACAAUUUGCUGCCCGUUGUUGGCUCCGUUCUGCUGUGGGCUGCCGCCUGCCAGGCGGCCGCUGUGCCCGACGGACGUGUCGUGGGCGGCGUGGAUGCGGCCAAGGCACAGUUUCCGCAUCAGGUCUCGCUGCGCAAUCGUGGCUCACACAGCUGCGGCGGCUCGAUUAUCUCUCGCAACUAUGUGCUCACGGCGGCGCACUGCGUCGUCUACGAGGAUGCCAACAACAACGUGCAAGUCUAUCCGCCCAGCCAGAUCAGCGUGCGCGUUGGCUCCAACGAUCGCUUCAGCGGCGGGGUCUUGCACAACAUUGUGCAGAUCGUUGCGCACGAGGAGUAUGGCGACUUCCUGAACGAUGUGGCGGUGAUGCGCGUCGAAACGCCGUUCAUCUACUCGGAGAGCGUGCAGCCAAUCGCGCUGCCCACCCAGAAUACGCCAGGCGGCGUCGAUGUCGUCAUCUCGGGCUGGGGCCGCAUCAGGCAUGGCGGCGAUCUGCCACGCUAUUUGCAAUGGAACACGCUCAAGUCUCUGAGCUUGGACGAGUGCGAAGAGUCGAUUGGAUGGGGCGAGCCAGCCGGCAUCUGCCUGAUGCAUGAGGCGGACAACGGCGCCUGCAACGGCGACUCCGGCGGCCCGGCGCACUACAAUGGUGAGCUGGUGGGCGUGGCAGGUUUCGUUGUGGGCGGCUGUGGCAACAUCUAUCCAGACGGCUAUGCACGUGUCCACUACCACGUCGACUGGAUCAAGGCGCACACAGACGUGGUGUAGACUCGAAACGUGAAAUUAACAUUUAAUUGAUUUACAAUUUUUUCCCCUUUCUU
Drosophila hydei is the source of this 862-nucleotide messenger RNA. Its product is annotated as serine protease SP24D-like. NCBI's taxonomy places the organism in Eukaryota, Metazoa, Arthropoda, Insecta, Diptera, Drosophilidae. The record is from RefSeq and is a predicted model, not a curated record. The coding region runs from base 36 to 809 and encodes 257 amino acids. Gene Ontology annotation, molecular function: serine-type endopeptidase activity. The transcript has a single exon. Gene Ontology annotation, biological process: proteolysis.